GAGGGGGGCACCUCGGCCAAACCAUCUUGAGCUCCGCGAGGGAGGGAGGCAGGGAAAGAGGGAAGGAAGGAGAGAGACUCGCUGGCGGCUCGCCUGUUUCUCUCUUGUGUUGAAAGGGGGGGGGGGGUGGCUCGCGAAAGCAGCUGGGUUGCUGGCAUCACGUCAUCGCUUCCGCCCCGCUUCCUCCUCCUCUGACUGCUGGCGCUAAAGAAUCCAACAUGGAGUAAAGGCAGCGAUGGGGCUCGGAGGGGGCCGCCGGCUGCUCCUCCUCCUGCUGCUGCUCCUCUUCUCGGGCCCCCGCUGCCUCCCCGCGCGCUGAGCCUCCCUCGCGCGGAAGGACAACAAUCUCUCCCCUCCCGCCGCCUUUCUCCUCCUGCAACAGACGAAGCGGCCUCUCUCUCUCCACCCCCCCCCCCUUCCCUCCGUUUCCGCGCAAUGUGAGGCUCGGGAGAAGAAAAUGCGGGAUGAGCCGCUGCCAGGAGGAGAAAAUGACCGAAGACAACCACCCGGACGAUGACAGCUAUAUUGUGAGAGUCAAAGCUGUGGUUAUGACCCGAGAUGACUCCAGCGGAGGAUGGUUGCCACAAGAAGGAGGUGGUCUUAGUAGAGUUGGUGUCUGCAAGGUCAUGUGCCCAGAGGGCAAUGGAAGAAGUGGGUUUCUGAUCCAUGGAGAAAGGCAGAAAGACAAACUGGUGGUAUUGGAAUGCUAUGUGAAAAAAGACCUUGUCUAUACUAAAGCAAACCCCACGUUUCACCACUGGAAAGUUGACAACAGAAAGUUUGGGCUCACUUUUCUAAGUCCUGCGGAUGCACGUGCAUUUGAUAGAGGGGUGAGAAAAGCCAUUGAAGAUCUCAUGGAAGGAUCUACAACUUCAUCCUCAACAAUCCACAAUGAGACUGAGGUUGGAGAUGAUGACGUCUUUACAAAUGCUACAGACAGCUCUUCUAAUUCUUCUCAGAAGAGAGAACAGCCUUUGCGAACAUUAGCCUCACCUCCAUCCUGUGAACAUCACAGAAUUUGCACGCGUGGUCAUAUUCAUGACCAGUUUAGUCCUGACCACUACCAUCUAGAACAAUCAAUCUCACGGCCAUAUCGGCAUGUCAGCUUCCCAGAUGAUGAUGAAGAAAUAGUUCGGAUUAAUCCACGGGAAAAGAUCUGGGUGACUGGUUAUGAGGACUACCGCCACACCCCUAUGCGAGGAAAGUACAUUGAUCCGGAUGAUGGGGACUCCUAUGUGCGGUUUGCCAAAACUGAAGCCUCCAAACACGAUUACAAUUACCCCUAUGUAGGCAACUCUGACUUUGAGCCCAGUGAAGACAUUAAGGGUGCAGUGAUAAAGACUCAGCCUGCCAGGUGCAAAUCACGGCGGCGGAAGGAGGAUGGGGAGAGAUCGCGGUGCGUCUAUUGUAGGGACAUCUUCAAUCACGAAGAGAACCGGAGGGGUCAGUGCCAAGACGCCCCAGAUCGGGUGAGAAGCUGCAUCCGCCGAGUCAGCUGUAUGUGGUGCGCAGACAGUAUGCUCUAUCACUGUAUGUCUGAUCCGGAAGGAGACUAUACAGACCCUUGUUCUUGCGACACCAGUGAUGAAAAGUUUUGCCUCCGGUGGUUGGCCCUUAUCGCAUUGUCCUUUAUCGCUCCUUGUAUGUGCUGUUACUUGCCCCUCCGGGCUUGUUAUCACUGUGGGGUCAUGUGCAGGUGCUGUGGUGGGAAACACAAGGCAGCCGGAUGACAAUCCUUCAAGCUCCAUUGAAGAACUUGGCCUUUUCUCCUUUGCCCUAAGGAGCAUCUUGGUCUGGAGCAUUCUCAGAUUUUGCAUACAUCCCUGACACAGCCUGGGAGGGAGUCUGCCAACAUCCAGAAACCAGUUGGGUGGCUGAUACUUUUCCCCCUCCCAUGUGGCUGCUAUGCAUUGAUUACUCACUGAAUUUUAACAGACUAAUGUGCAGCAUAGACUUUUGUAUUAUUGAUCUGUAAUCAACCAGAAUGUCUUGUACAUGUUUAUACCUUCCUUCCCUCUCCUGCCCACCGAGACACGAAUGGUUGACUAUGGUGGACUUCAGGACAUCUCACAGUGAUCCCUGUAUUUAGCAAACUAUUCGUGCAUGUGAAAGUAUGGUAUAAUGGAGCGAAAUCCCAUUUUUGAGUGUGUGCAAUUUGCAGCCAGUUAGAGAGGGAGAGUGAUUGUGUGUGUGGUAGAACAUGUGUGCGUGUGUCUACAGAAGAUAUGCUAGUAAGAAAUGUGUACCAUGACACAGUAUUGCUGACAAUCUCUAUUGAAAGAAUUCAUGCAGACUGCAGUUUCUUGAGUGUCUGCCAAUUAUCUUGACAGUUGUUUUGAGUGGUUUUCUGUUCGUCAAAUAUUUGAGUGGAAUGUAGGAAACAAGCCUUAGUAUCAUAUAUAAUAUUUGAGGAUCUGAGAAGUCUCAGAUCAGUUUUACACAAGAAGGGAAAUUUUCAAUAAGUGUCUUUUCUAUUCCUCACCCUUAUUCUUUCAUCACUUGACAUUAGAAAACAGCAUUAGUGUUGAUGUUCUUCAUGAUGAUCAUAGACUGUGCCUACAGUGUUUCCAUCUGAAACAAAGGGGAAUUCGACAUGUUAUUAAAUUGACAUGUAUGCCUGUAUAUUUAUGGUGUUACCUUGACAUAUAUAAGAGGAAAGUUCUCUUUUUAUAUCUCAAACCAUGUCGAGAUCAUUUGUACAAAGGAUGGGGAAGAGCCCUCCAUUUCCCGCACAUGGUGGGGGCAUUUCUGGGAUGGAUCCAGGCCAAUCCAGAACUAUAGGGAAGCCUCUGCUGCAAAGAAACAUGUUUUGGUUUGCCUUUUGUUGUUGCCUUGGAGGCCUUUGAGCAUAUGUGGGUGCUUUGAAACUUCUCCUCAUGGAAUGAAAUAAACCCCUGCUUGCAUCUGGGAUUGUCCAAGUUGAGUGAGGAUCUGCCAUGGCAUUCAGCAGGCAGUCAACCACAGGCAGGAGGAAUAUGGCCUUUUAAAAAUUAUGGUUCAGUUUCCCACCACAGAAGGUAAUAUCUUUCUUCAUGGAGAAGUGAAAUUGUGUUUUCUUCUUCCAACAGCAGGUCCAGAGGAGCCUAGUGCCACUUUUCUUAAGCUGGUUCAUUGCAGUGAUCCUCCUCCAGGCAGCCUGCUGAGCUGAAGGGGUAACUGAGUAAGGAGAUGACAAUUUUACCAGUCCUUUUUUAAAAAAUCAAAAAUAAAGCUCCGAGGUGAGACUAUAGGUUAAGGAAUGUGGUAUAGAAAGAUUUUCCCAUGUGGGCAGAAAGUCCCUCACAUCUCUCAAGCUUCUGAACCUACAAAGUAGAUAACAUUUGCACUGUGAGCAACUUCUAGUAAGGCCACACCCAGGUUCAAGUUCUUGUGUUCCCAGUAAUGCCCAGAUAGAAAGCUACAAGUAAUCAAGCUGAAAGAUGGGUGUUGUGGUUUUACAGGGUUUUCCUUUGGCCUGAACUGACACCCACAGCAAUGUCUGCUGUGCAGACUACCACAGGUUCAAGCAGGAUGUCAGCAUACAACCAUAUGGUUUUCUACUCUCAAUUGCACUGAAUCAGCAUAUUUUGGGAAAGCCUAGAGGAGAGAUGGCCUGGGUCAAAGUUGGAUGAAUCCCAGGCACCCUGCUGCCUUGAAAGAAGACACGGGUGUAUUUUCCAGCCCUAUAGAGAGAACCCUAUUGAAAGCAUUAAACAUCCUGACAUAGUGCAGAUUGUUCGUUUCAGCAGAACUUUGUUGUGCAUUAAGCAUGUCUGCUUUGCAGGGCCUGCGUCUAAGAGGCUUCUUUAUUUUGCUGUGAAAUGUGCACCACAAGAUGAGAAAUACCUUUUGUGUAAGUUUGAUUGUUUCUGUUUUAAGCCAUGUCUUGCAUACAAGGCUUGUAAUUAGCUGGGGAAAUAAUAUUUUUCUAAUAUAUGACAUGGAAUAGGGAAAGGAUUUUUUUAUUCAGAGGACUAGCAUAGAGCAGGUAAGCUAUAAUAUAGCAUAGUACAAUCUGAAUAUUAUUCCAAGGCAGCUAGGCACUGGCUCGCAAGAACUGGCACCGCUGAUCCUGCCAUAGUUUGUUUCUGCAGCCGGCUGCCAGUGAGCGCACGCCCUUGCCCCCCUCCCUUCUUAUUGCACAUUGAUACGAGUCUUAAAAGAAAAGGAAGUGAAUUUUAUUUUUGCCAAAUAGAGAAACAAAUAAUAACGUGCUUGCCACCCUUUUCCAUGUGGAUAGGGCCGGCCAGCUCCUUCUGGGGUUCUCAUAGCUUUUAUCAGAUCCAACUACAUAUGCAACACUAAAUGUGUGUGCAAGUGUGUGUGUAUGUGUAUGUGAUGUUAUAGUAAAAUUCUGGAGCUCCAGCACAUCUGGUUAUACUCAGGCGCUGACUUCAUGACUAGAUGGAGGACCUUUUUCUCUUUCUAACUAUCCACUUGGACCCAUUGCAGUAUGCAUUGGACCAGUCCAGAAAUAUGUGGGCCUGGCAGUGAGCAGUCCUGGAGACCUUUUCCAAAACCAGACCACCUUUUAUCCCUCCCACUCCACUUGCCACCUGUCAUGUUUCUCUCCUCAACUCAGAGGAACUUCAUGGAUAGCCUGGGGAGAAGGAGAAAAACAUUGUUUUGGUGCCUGUUAGGGAAAUGGUUGCAUCACUCCAAAGGGAUCUUUAGCAGACCUCUCCUCGCACUGCCUUUGCCACUUGGGAGCUGCCAAACUGAGGGCCUUUUCCAAGGAUUGCUAUCCACUUUAGGCCCCAAAGUGGCCUGUACUCUAGCGCCUUCCCCGUGGGGAAAUUCUGUGGUCUAGGAAAAACUGCAGUAUGCCUCCUCUUAGGUGAAAUGAAGCCUAGAAAAGAGCACAUUGCUAUAACUCCCAGAUCACCCAAGUAAAGCCAGGAGGAUACUGCACGUGAUUAGACAAUAGAUGAGGAUCUCUAGGUAGAUCUCUUAGGUGGUUUAUAUUACAUAAGUAGAGGUUUCUGGUUCCCAAUUUUAUAUGACAAUAUAAUAAUUCCCUUCCCUGCUUAAAAAAGAAAAGAAAAGAAAAAGAUGUUGCUAAAAUUGAAAGCUUGAGACUUAAGAGGUCAGGGUUUGGAUCCCUGCUCAGCCAUGGUACUCCCUUGGGGCAAAUUCAUUUUAUGUCAACCUUAGAGGAAGGUUAUGGCAUCUGAAAUUUUACCAAGAAAAGUCCUAUGAUAUGGUCACUUUAGUGUCACUGUAAAUCAGAAAUGACUUGAAGGCACACAAUAAGGUAAACUCCCAAGUUAUAUUUUGUAUGAAAAGGCAUGUGAGCCCAGUUCUGGUCCCUCCCGAGUUCAGCAUAUGUUGAGAAUCAGCCUGCAUCUUAACUCUUUAAUAUGUGCUCAAAUAAUGAUUCUGCUCCUGCCUUCAGUUGGUAGAAACUCAGGGUUACAGGAAGAAACCAGGUAGAUCCUCCAAGCCUAAGCUCUGCCCAUUUUUGCAUACAUUGUGCAGAAUAAGGCAGUAAAAGUCUAAACUAUACCACUUUAGACUGCAGGUAGAUUCAUAGUAUCCUUUCUGGGUGGUUUUUUUUUAAUCUUCAUUUUAUUUGUAGCAAGCUGGCAGAUCAGAGAGGCUGAACACAAGCUUCUAUUUAAUGUGCUAGCUUAUUAAGCAUUACAUUUUUUUUAAAUGCCUUUCCUCCAACCACAGGUUGCAAUUAUAUAAUCCAGAAUUGUUCAUAAUGUCUAGAUUUGUUAUUCGGUCUCCAUUGUUCAAAGCUGGUAUUCAAGAUUUGGGAUUUGUCUGUAACAUAUACACAUAUGUGACGUAGACUUCAGUGUUAUAGUAAUUGUUCGAUAUUGCAUUGGUGAAAACAGUGCUAAAUUUUAAGGGAAAUAUUUCAUUCUGUUUGAGCUAUUAUUUUCAAUUCAUGGUAAACUCAUGGGAAUAUUAGACAUUUUUGUGCCUGAUAGCAAAUGACAAAUCUCUAAAGGGUGACUAGUAAUCAUCAAGCCAGCCUCAAGAUUAAAAAAAAUGAUGGAAUAUAUAUUUGGGGGGAUAUUGUCCCACUUCUUUAAAAUUUCUGCAAAAUCUUUUCCCUCUACAAGCACAACACUACAGAAGAGAUGUUAAGAAUUGCCAGGUCUCUAUAUUCAAGUGAUCCUAUUUAUUUUGCUAAUCUGAAGCCUUGCUGUAUCUCAAAUUCCUCUUCUCCCUGCCUUUAUUUUAAAUGAUAUUUUAGUUGUCCCAUGUUUGUUCUUCUGUGCGUGUCUUUCAACUUUGGUUUUGGCUUCUUCAUUAAGGGAGCAGCGAAGUGGGCACAAGAGUAAAAAGGGGGGCUGGGAGGGGGAAGAUUUUUGUAAAUAUUUCCCAUUCUUCACACUGCAGUUGAACAGUGUGUGUAGUUUUCCUCCUGUCAGCUUUUCAGUACUGACAUUACCAUCUGAGAAAUUAUUCAGAUUUUUAUUUUUGUAUCUGUGGUAACAAUCCAUUAACCUAAAGGUGUUUAUUUCCCCCAGUCAUUACAUUUUUUUCAAGCUAUUGCUCACAUUAACAAAUUUAAGUGCCUGAAGCAGACUUCCAUUAUGUAUCUGUAUACUAAAAGUUAAAAACUCUGUUGUAUUGAUUUUUAUAAGCCUUUUUACCUCUGUGUAAAGAAUAUAUAUACAAGUGUAUGAUGUACAUUUUAGUUCUUGACUUCUUUUUUAUUGUUUCUAAUAUGUAUGAUCAUUGUAGCUAUUGCUUUAAAAUGUACCAUGUAAAUAUAAAUACAUCAUAUCAAAAGAAAA
This is a messenger RNA of Anolis carolinensis (green anole), 6734 nucleotides long. RefSeq names its product sprouty related EVH1 domain containing 2 (gene spred2). The record is from RefSeq and is a predicted model, not a curated record. Gene Ontology annotation, biological process: negative regulation of MAPK cascade; multicellular organism development. Gene Ontology annotation, molecular function: protein kinase binding. Bases 465 to 1730 code for a protein of 421 amino acids. The transcript is spliced from 6 exons. NCBI's taxonomy places the organism in Eukaryota, Metazoa, Chordata, Lepidosauria, Squamata, Anolidae. Gene Ontology annotation, cellular component: membrane.